Fraxinus pennsylvanica is the source of this 660-nucleotide messenger RNA. The record is from the annotation of a GenBank genome assembly. Lineage: Eukaryota; Viridiplantae; Streptophyta; Magnoliopsida; Lamiales; Oleaceae.
AUGGCUGCCCAAAACCCAAACCAUGUCCUAAUUGUGAUCCCUGAACACGAUGCACGACAAAAUCAAUGCAAUUUCUCCAACGAUAAAGACUUGGACUACUCACAAAGGGCACAAUGGCUUCGUGCCGCUCUGCUAGGAGCCAACGAUGGAUUGGUCUCCAUUGCAUCAUUAAUGAUGGGAGUUGGAGCAGUCAAUGAAGAUACCAAAGUGAUGAUUCUUACCGGAUUUGCAGGACUGUUUGCCGGUGCUUGCAGCAUGGCGAUUGGAGAGUUCGUCUCGGUGUACUCCCAACUAGACAUAGAAAUAGCCCAAAUGAAGAGAGGAAACAGAAUUACAAACAUUGGACAGAAUGAAGAAGAAAUACAAAAGAAGAAACUCCCCAACCCUUUUCAGGCAGCCUUGGCAUCGGCCCUGGCCUUUGCUUUAGGUGCCGUAGUACCAUUACUUGCAGCUGCUUUUAUAGAAAGCUAUAAGGUGAGGCUAGGAGUGGUGGUGGCAGCAGUCACCUUAGCAUUGAUUGCAUUUGCAGGAGUAGGGGCGGUGCUGGGUGGGACAUCGUUGGCCAGGUCUUGUCCUAGGGUGGUGGUGGGUGGAUGGAUGGCUAUGGGUAUUACAUUUGGGCUUACUAUGUUAAUUGGCUCCAGUGGUCUGGCAAUAUAA